This is a messenger RNA of Vigna umbellata (rice bean), 996 nucleotides long. NCBI's taxonomy places the organism in Eukaryota, Viridiplantae, Streptophyta, Magnoliopsida, Fabales, Fabaceae. The record is from RefSeq and is a predicted model, not a curated record.
AUGGGAGAAGAAAUAAAGCAAUUGAAAGCCAAAACUCAAGGUGUGACCGACUCAACCUCCCAGUUGAAAGUAGUCACUGAAAUUAUUCCACCUCCAAACGUGGAGCAAGAAGUACCGGCAACAACAGGUUCGCUCGAGAAAAGUUCUUGUUUCGGGAGCAUACUCAACCCCCCAAAGAGGGGAGAAGACUACACCAUUCUGCAAGCACUUUUCAGUAUUGACAUGCUGAUUCUGUUCGCUGCAACAAUAUUUAGUGCUGGCGGAGCAUUAACAGCCAUAGACAAUCUAGGACAGAUUGGAAGGUCAUUGGGAUAUCCGAGGAAGAGCAUCACGACAUGUGUGUCCUUGUUAAGCAUAUGGAACUAUUUGGGACGGGUAGUUGCAGGUUUUGCCUCUGAGAUAUUGUUGAUCAAAUACAAAGCCCCUCGUCCCUUCAUGCUCACUCUUGUUAUGCUUCUCUCUUGUGUUGGCCAUAUUCUGAUUGCCCUUGGCGCCCCAAAUUCCCUCUACUUCGCUUCCGUGAUUAUAGGGUUCUGUUUGGGAGCACAGUGGCCGCUAAUGUUUGCGAUCAUAUCAGAAGUAUUUGGCCUUAAACAUUACUCCACGCUGUACAACUUUGGAGCCGUGGCAAGCCCUGUUGGAUCUUACAUUCUAAACGUGAGACUGACAGGUGUUUUGUAUGAUAAAGAGGCUUUAAAACAGUUGAAGGCCAAAGGACUCUCGAGACAAGCGGGGAAGGAGCUCAACUGCGUUGGAGUGCAGUGCUACAGAAUGGCGUUUGUCAUAAUCACGGCGGCGACGCUGUUUGCCUGCUUUAUUUCGUUUGUUUUGGUUCUGAGAACUAGAAAAUUUUACAAAGGGGAUAUCUAUAGAAACUUCAGAGUGGAACAUGUAACCGAAGAGAAUGAGAUCACCGAAACUGGUAUCAGAGUUCUGCUAGAAACUGAAGGACACGGAAGUGCAUUAGGAGAACAGGAUAAGAAAAACACAAAAUGA